GACUCCCACCCCCACCAUACUCACACACACGCGUGCAAGUUGCGGUGCCGCCGUUGUAUUCGUACGGCUUUGCAUCUCGAGGUGCUCCCUGCCGCUACGCUAUCCUCUCAGAUUCGCCUCUCCGAUGGCAUCCCCAGAGUCGAAAUCGCCCGAACAGUCCGAGAAAAACCGGAAAUACGAUCGCCAGUUGAGAUUAUGGGGUGACCAUGGUCAAGCAAAUCUGGAGGCUGCUCAUGUCUGUCUCAUAAACGCUACCGGACUUGGCACAGAGGUACUGAAAUCACUGGUGCUUCCAGGUAUAGGAGCGUUUACCAUAGUCGACGGCAAGAAGAUCACCGACGAGGAUAUCGAAGCUAACUUUUUUUUAGAGGCGGACAGCGUUGGAAAGUCUAGAGCGCAAGUGGCUACUCAAAUGCUUUUAGAGCUGAAUCCAGACGUAACUGGGGAUUACAUCGACGAGGAGCCUGAACAAAUUUUAUCCAACAGCCCAGACUUUUUCAAUAGCUUCACCGUGGUUGUAGCGACUGCGCUGACUGAAAAAACGUUGAUUCUCCUGUCGAAAAGACUUUGGGAACUGAAUAUUCCUCUAUUAGUAUGUAGAAGCUUAGGCUUUAUCGCAUAUAUGCGGAUUCAAGUAAAGGAGCACACGGUUGUAGAAACCCAUCCGGAUAACGAAACGUCAGAUUUACGCCUAGACAGACCGUUUGAUAGCCUGAAGAAGCAUAUAGAUUCCAUAAAUCUAGAUGAAAUGAGCUUCAAAGAUCAUUGCCACGUACCGUACCUAAUUAUUUUGUACAAAUACCUAGAGAAAUGGAUUUCGGUGCACGGCGCUUUGCCGAAAACUUACAAAGAGAAGCAGCAGCUCAGGGACAUGAUAAAAACUGGCAUGAGACGCGAUGAACACGAUUCUUCUAAUAGUGAGGAAAAUUUCGAGGAAGCUAUGAAGGCUGUAAAUAAAUGUAUAAGAGUGAGCGAUAUUCCCGAUAGCGUUAUAAAUAUUUUAAACGACGAUCGUUGCGUCAAUCUGAGAGCGAAGAGCAGCUCUUUCUGGAUUAUUGCGAAAGCAGUCCGUGAUUUCAUCGAUAACGAAGGGCGAGGACUGCUACCACUUAAGGGUAAUCUACCCGACAUGACUGCGGAUACUGAGAAAUACAUUGCACUCCAACAAAUUUACCAUAAACAAGCAUCGGCAGAUGCGGAAGCAGUAUGGAGGCGCACUUUGCAAUUACUACGUCAACUAGGAAGAUCGUCAGACUCGAUUUCAGAAAAGGAGGUCAAGCUGUUUUGCAGGCAUGCCGCUAAUAUUUAUGUAGAAAAAGGCAGCUGCAUCGCGGACGAAUAUGAUCCCAAAGUUUUUGAUACUAAUAUUAUAGUUCAAAAUUUAGAGAAUCCAGAAAGUAUGAUGAUUUACUAUGUCAUGCUCCGGGGAGUAGAUAAAUUCCAGGCAGAGUAUAAUUCGUAUCCCGGCGAAUUUGAUGAUCAAGUGGAACCCGAUAUCGUGAAGCUUAAGACGUGCCUCACGAAACUGUUGAGCGAAUGGGGAUGCGGUCCGUUAGCCAAGGACGAUUACGUGCACGAGCUUUGUCGAUUCGGCGGCGCGGAAUUGCACUCCAUCUCGGCAUUUCUGGGCGGGCUUGCGGCGCAGGAAACCAUCAAGCUCAUCACGAACCAGUAUAAACCCGUUCACAAUACCUUCAUCUACGACGCCGCCACAUCGUACUCUGGAACGUUCUCCUUUUGAAGUCGCGAACUGUUAUGUGAAAAGAAAGAUCUAUGCUAAUUAAAGUGAUAAUACAAUCUUAUAGCUUAUAUUAAUUCUUCGUGAGUUCUUUAAUUGUUUCGAAUUAAGACGGAUGGCCUUUGUGAAUGUUAACGCUAUUUUCUCCGUCUGUUAUCCCAUUUAUUAUCUUUCAUGCGAUUCUAAAACAGAUUUAAAACACGCCAAAAUUUUUUCGUUCCAAAAAUAAGGAACGAAGGAAAUAUAUAACGAAAGAGAAACGAUUCUAAAAAUUAUUGUACUUUUCAAGAACAUAAAGCAUUUUUUUACAUUCA
Temnothorax curvispinosus is the source of this 2052-nucleotide messenger RNA. RefSeq names its product NEDD8-activating enzyme E1 regulatory subunit (gene APP-BP1). The record is from RefSeq and is a predicted model, not a curated record. Lineage: Eukaryota; Metazoa; Arthropoda; Insecta; Hymenoptera; Formicidae. Gene Ontology annotation, molecular function: NEDD8 activating enzyme activity; ubiquitin activating enzyme activity. Gene Ontology annotation, cellular component: nucleus; cytoplasm. Gene Ontology annotation, biological process: DNA damage response; protein neddylation; ubiquitin-dependent protein catabolic process. The transcript is spliced from 8 exons. The coding region runs from base 125 to 1741 and encodes 538 amino acids.